CACAAGCGUGCGUUUGAGUGAAUGGGCUUUGACUUGGGGCUUUUGUCCUUCAAUGCACCAAACUUGAGUCUUGAUUCUCCUCCCUUUUCUCACUAUUCUCCUAGAAUCUUCCUCAGUUUUUGUGGAAUAAUGGUAGUAGAAGAAAUGUGCUUCUUCAACAAGGAUGUUCUAGUAAUAAAGGCUCAGAAGAAAUCACCACUUGUAUUGAGGAUGUCAGUGUUGGUAUUCUCAAUGGUGUGUGGGGUUUUUAUUUGCUGUGUUUGUUUGAAGCAGAUAAGCACUCAAGCAAGGACUAAACUUUUGGAGUUACAAACCAUUCAGAACCCUUCUUCCCAGAGUGUACUGAAGAUAACAGAUACACACCUUCACUACCCUAACCCUGUUUCUUUUAAUAGGAAUGAGUGUGCUCGAAACCCUGUGCAUUUCUUUGCCAUAUUGUCAAACCAGAGGUCAGGGAGUGGGUGGUUUGAGACCCUUUUGAAUAGCCACAUAAAUGUGAGCUCAAAUGGGGAGAUAUUUUCUGUAAGAGAGAGAAGAAUGAAUGCUUCCACAAUUGUGAAGACUUUGGAUAAAGUUUAUAGUUUGGACUGGGUCAGUAGUGCUUCAAAGAACGAGUGCUCUGCCGCAGUUGGCUUAAAGUGGAUGCUUAAUCAGGGGUUGAUGGAGCACCCCAAGGAAAUAGCAGACUACUUCAACCAUAGAAGUGUUUCUGUAAUAUUUCUUUUGCGGAGAAACUUGUUACGCAGAUUGGUAUCAACGCUGGCCAAUUCGUACGAUCGUUAUGCCAAGUUAUUGAAUGGGACUCAUAAGUCUCACGUUCAUUCCACAAAAGAGGCUGAUACUCUAUUGCAGUACAAGCCUGCCAUAAAUUCUACAUCAUUGCUGACCAACUUGAAAGAUAUGGAGACAAGAGUUGCAAAGGCGUUAGAAUACUUCAGUGCUACUCGGCAUAUGAUCCUGUACUAUGAGGAUCUUAUACAAAAUCCUACUGAGCUAAAAGGUGUGCUAGACUUUUUAGGAUUGCCGCAGAUGGAGUUAACGAGCCGGCAGGUUAAGAUCCAUAGAGGACCGUUAUCCGACCACAUUAAAAACUGGGAAGAUGUUAACAAGACGUUGCAAGGAACCGCUUAUGAGAGUUUUCUCCAAGCUGACUAUUAAUUCAUGUAACCUCUUCUAACUCUUUUGGAAAGGUGUAAAUAUCAAGGACACUGAUUUCGUCCCACCAAAGAGUUCGGAAGUUUCGUCGACGCCGUUGGUAAGAAUGCUGCCGCCAUGUUGUGUUGCUUCUUUCUUUGACUGCCCUGCCUCUAUCAAUUAUCUGUUGAUGAGUUGCAUGUCUUUUGUU
Molecule: messenger RNA, 1345 nt
Organism: Arachis stenosperma
Lineage: Eukaryota; Viridiplantae; Streptophyta; Magnoliopsida; Fabales; Fabaceae
Exons: 6
Coding region: 22-1158 (378 amino acids)
Molecular function (GO): sulfotransferase activity
Source: RefSeq, a predicted model, not a curated record